ACUCUCCUCUCCUCCCCCAGACACAUUGGUGUCCCAUUCAAUAUCCCAUAUCACACCUAAUCUACGCCAAGUCUGUCGGCGUUGGUCUAUCUUGUACAUCUCCAUCUGUCUAAAUGUCUGAUUGACCUUGUUCCUAAUCGAAACGGAUCAUGGCGCCCGAGAUGACAGGGUUCAGCGUCCUAGAUUCGACACAGACACCACCCUCGCCGCCAUCGCGAUUGCCGACACCUCCUCCUCCCUCACCACCACCACGCGCCAUGGCCCGCCCGCUCCCCCAUCCUGAUACUCCUUCUGCCUCAUCCCCAUCUGAUGUCUCCUCCUCCCUCCCCUCACCACAGUCCCAGUCCGUGCAGCAACCAGGCUCCGAUCGACAAUCUGCCGAGACAGUGAGGCCGCGAGCUUCGUCCCUUGUUUCAACCACAUCGUCCAUCAAGAGAAAACCGUUACCGUUGUCGGCGCUGCCUCUAGCUGCGAGAUAUUCGGUCGAAUCGAGCGCCAGCACCUUUGACUCACCGUCCGCCAGAUUCUCGAGACGCCCGUCGAUAGACAGUCCCACGAUCUACGACCCUUCGGCACACCGGUUUCCUAUCUUCGUGGAGGAGGCUGGUCUGGACCAGAGACAAAGAAUCUCAACUCUCGACAUCCCACAGGAGCCCGUCAGACCGCUGUCACCUGUAAUCGAAGCUUCAGCUCAUCAGACAGAUUCGACUGCCACACCAAAUCAACCCACCCCUGCCACACACACACACACACAUACACACUCAAUAGGUGGCACCCCUCCGACCUCGUCUGUCCGCCAUGCAAGAUUGAGGCGUGACUCGGCCCUCAGCACCACCUCGAGUUAUUACACAUACGAGGAUUCGAGUCCAGCACACCGUUCCCGCUCAGGAACAGAAACAAUGUCCCUUUUCGCGGCAAAGCCACAACCACCCAACCUCAGCCUGCCCGAUAACGAUGCCCGCGGCGCCUCCUUCGACGCAACCAGCAUCAAGAGCCCCUCCGAUAAACAACUCCCCAAGUCGCCUGGAGCGUCUAAACUUGGUUCCUUCUUCGGGUGGGGUGGAAACACCUCGCCGGCCUCAUCGACGACUACCUUCUCGGAGGAUAAGAACUUCUCGCCCAUACCCUCGCCGACGUCCCCGGCGAAACACUUCUCAAAGUCGAUUGCCAGCCGUGCAAUUCCGAUUGGCAUCGACGUCCCUAAAGCCAAUUCGGCGAAUGAGAGCUUCUUCGACGAGGAAUUCGCACCAUCUAGCGUAGAAAGCGAGUCUCACGUCGGAGAGAUGGAGGAGGAACUCAAAACUAUCAGUGCCGAGCUGGCCACAUCUAUAAGGAGGGAGAUGGAACUAGAGGAUCUUGUUGAACGAUUACAAUCGGAAGUUGACAACCCUCGCGGACCUAAUAAGAGAACAAGUGAUUAUUUCUCCGACUCUGGUACGAGCUCGGUCAAGUAUGGCGGUGAUACCGAUUCAAGAACGGAGGAGAUUGAGCGCAUGCAGCGGAAAACGGACCGCGAAAAGGCCCAGAUUCGACUGGAUUGCCAAGAAAAGGUCCAAGAAGAGAGGACACGACGAUCAGGUCUAGAGAAGAAGAUUCGCCGGUUAGAAGAGAAGGUAUCGCAUGUUGAUCUCGCGUCGAUGAACUCCCUCGAUAGCGGCGGCCGAUUAAAAGACUUGGAAGCGACUUGCGAAGACCUACGGCGACGACUUAAUGACGAACGAAAGGUCAAGGAGAACUUUGAAGAUCUCCUGACAGCACUCAGAGGCGAACUACACACCUCGCAUAAUGAGCGUGACAACCUCAGAGACGAAGUUGUUCCGCAACUACGAGCUCGGGUUGAAGGGCUAGAGGCGCAGGCCGCUGAACAUGAGAAGCUAGCAUACGAGCACACGAAGGUGCAGCAGCAGAUGCAGCUGACUAGAGGCGACAGUGUGCGCAAGCUGCAGACUGAUAUACAAUCACAUAUGGACAGCAUCGGUGAAGAUGGUCCACAACCUAAUUCCGGCUUGAAGAGGUCUACUUCGGUGAGGAACUCUACAGUUACUACACCUUUAAUGAGGUCGCGGCCUACUUCAAUGUCCCUGGCAAAAGGCGUCGAGUCGCGAGACAUGCUCCUUGAACGCGUGAAGGACGUCGAAGCCCAACGAGACGCCCUCCACCGCGCAUUGAAGAGUCUCCUAGAGAGACAAGAGCACCAAACUAAAGAAAACGACAAGCGCCUCCGCCAGCUCGAGAUCGAGCGCGAUAACGCCCUCAAGAGCGCACCCAAACGCGCUGGCUAUGGUAAAGACGUCUCCAGCUUGAGGGAUGAAAUCAACACCCUCCGUCGCCGCGCCGAUGAAGCCAUAGAGCAAAAGUGGCAGUGCGAGAAGGGCCUCAGCGGCCUUAAGAUGGACCUCGACCGCGCCGAGCAGGAGAUUGGAUCCCUUCGCAACCUCCUCCUCGAUAACGGCGUUCCCGUCCCGGAAAACAUCCCGGGGUCGCGUAGCAGCGCUAACUCCUCGUCGCUGGAGCAGGCAUACUCUGAGCUCAAGAAGACGUACGCUGCGUCCCUUGAUCGCGUGAAGGCGCUGGAGAGCCAGGUUCCCCGCGAUGGCACGACGGAUGAGGCACUCCGAUCCCUCCAAACCUCCCUAACCACCGCCAUCGCCGACCGCGACUCCGCGGUCUCCUCACUCAACACCACGGAGCUCUCGCACCUUUCCACCGAGACUGAUCUCGCAUCCCAGCUCCAGCAUGCUGCGGAACACAUCGAGGGACUAGCGGGCCAGGUGCGCGCCCAGCUGUCGGCGAACUCCACCCUCCGCGCCCGUCUUGCGGAGACGAUCAAGCGCGGGGAGGUGGAGCAGAAUGCCAAUGUGGCACGGAUUAUGGGGAUGCAAGGAAAGCUGCGCACCCUCGAGGAGGCCCUCAUGGCUGCGCAACAGGCGUCUGAAGAGCGCACUGCUCGACACGAAGACGAGGUCCGCGAGCUCAAGGAGUCCCGCAACAGCCAACUCAUCCGCGUCAAAGAUUCCCUUCGCUCCCCGCGCCUCUUCGCGCCCAAGUCCCCCAUGAGCCCCCUCUUCGCCGGCAACGCGAGGAGUCCCCGCAUCGACGUCACGUCCGGCGGCAAGGCGAUGAACGUCGGCGAGGAGUCGAGGGUGGGGAUGCUGAAGAGCCGCGUCGAGGAGCUGGAGCGCGCGCUGGGAGAGGCGGAUCGCGAGAUGGAGGAGGUGGUGGGGAGGAUGAAUGUCGCGCAGAUUGAGGUGAUGGAGCUGCAGAAUGAGAGGGAGGAGGCGGUGAGGGCGACGAGGAUGCUGGAGAAGAGGGUGGAGGAGGAGAGGUUGAGGGGGUUUGAGGGGAGGUUUAGGUCGUUCCAGACUUAGGAAGGACCCUGACUACUCGCCCGCCCGGCCUGGUUGAGUUGUGUGAUGUUCGUUUUGGUGGUUGAUGUGUUUCGAUAUUGCGCUUUAGCGACUGCAUUUUUUCUAACCUUGAUGGUUGUGCAUUGGUUUUUUGAGGAUGGGCGUUGGGAGAUGGCUGAUAUGGCUGUCGAUUUUUUGUUUCGAUUAUAUAUGGGAUCAUGGCUCUCUUCGAGUCCUCCCGACCGACCCCGAUUGGUGGGGGUUGGGGGGGUUGUUUAAUUCUUAAACCUUAUAUAUAGUAUAUAUUGUGGCGGAGAUGUAUGGAUGGUAGUGUUUGGAUAUUUACAUAUGGAGAUGAGGGCGAUGGGUAGAUAGAUGGGUGGGGGGAAGAAUAUAUGAAGUGUAUUUCUGAGAUGGUAUGUUUUUGUUGUUUUUGGAUGUGAUGUUCGAUUUUGUUUUGCUGUUUGUCGUGCUCUGCCUACUUAAAUCAUUCUUUUGUCUGUAAUUGGGAUCAUG
Molecule: messenger RNA, 3863 nt
Organism: Pseudogymnoascus verrucosus
Lineage: Eukaryota; Fungi; Ascomycota; Leotiomycetes; Thelebolales; Thelebolaceae
Exons: 2
Coding region: 150-3368 (1072 amino acids)
Source: RefSeq, a predicted model, not a curated record